AUGAGACAACUUUGCUCUGUUGGAUCCCUGGACCCAAAGAAGGUGAAAGGGAAGAUUGUAUACUGUCUGGUUGGUCUUAAUGCAAUUGUAGAGAAGAGCUGGGUGGUUGCUCAGGCAGGUGGCGUUGGGAUGAUUCUUGCUAACCAUCUGACCACCACUGCGUUGAUUGCUCAGGCCCACUUUGUUCCCACUUCACACGUCUCUGCAGCUGAUGGUCUUGCCAUUUUGUUAUACGUCCAGACUACGAAGUACCCUGUGGCUUAUAUCAGUGGUGCAACAGAAGUGGGUACGGUACCAGCACCAAUCAUGGCUACUUUUUCGUCUCAGGGCCCUAAUCUAAUCACUCCAGAAAUCCUCAAGCCUGACAUCACCGCACCUGGAGUGCGAAUUUUAGCUGCUUACACAGAAGCAAAUGGGCCUACAGGUCUUCAAUCAGAUGAUCGUCGUGUUCCCUUCAACAUCGGAUCUGGUACUUCAAUGUCAUGUCCUCAUGUUGCUGGAACUGUAGGCCUUCUCAAAAAGAUUCACCCCCAUUGGAGUCCAUCAGCCAUAAGAUCUGCAAUUGUGACCACCGAGGCAAACCCCUUCAACUAUGGAGCAGGAUAUCUAUCGCCUAACCGUGCAAUGGACCCUGGCUUGGUCUAUGACUUGACCACCACUGACUACUUGAACUUUUUGUGCUCUAUUGGCUAUAAUGCAACCCAACUAUCAAGUCUCUCAGGCAAGGUAACAAUGACUCGGACUCUGAAGAAUGUUGGAACCCCAGCUACAUACACAGUUCAAACUGAGGUGCCUAGUGGAAUAUCGUUGAAGGUGGAACCCAAUACGCUUAAAUUUGAAAAGAUUAAUGAAGAGAAAACAUUCAAGGUGACACUGGAGGCAAAGAGAGAUGGUGAGGGAAGUGAGUAUGUUUUUGGAAGGCUCAUAUGGUCAGAUGGAGAACACUACGUCAGAAGCCCUAUAGUGGUCAAUGCAACAACCAUGCUUUUGAUUGAACUUUAUGUUACAUCAAGUGUAAGGACCAUAAAUAAAUCUAUGUUUACCAUGUGGAAGCAUAGUUAA
Molecule: messenger RNA, 1062 nt
Organism: Vitis riparia (riverbank grape)
Lineage: Eukaryota; Viridiplantae; Streptophyta; Magnoliopsida; Vitales; Vitaceae
Product: subtilisin-like protease SBT5.4
Exons: 6
Coding region: 1-1062 (353 amino acids)
Biological process (GO): proteolysis
Molecular function (GO): serine-type endopeptidase activity
Source: RefSeq, a predicted model, not a curated record